GACGCGAGACAGGGGCGGAACAGAGGCUGCGCUGCAGAAGAUCGCACACCGCCAGCUCCAUACAUACAGAGACGUUCUAUCAUUGUACACACACACACACACACACAUACACACACUUCACGCGCAGUCUGUCAGCGUCCCCUUACCCAUCUCGUUCUCUUUCGCCGCAGGGCGCCUCUGCAGUUGUUGCGCGUGCAAGUUUGCACUCUUUACCUUCGCAGUCACCAGUAGGUAUUGUCUAGGAGGUCCGUCUCUUCCUCCCCGCCUCCUCAGCAGUGACUGCAGCUGAUUGACAUUCCUGCAGAUCAAAGAUCGCUUUCAUUCGCUGUUAUGGAAACUCGCAGCUGCGGCAGUUUCUCUGGCGCUCCGUGAGACGCUAAAGCGGACGGGAGAGAGCAGACCAUGACUCUGGAGCCGUCCGCGUGAAGAAUGGGGACGCGGAUACUGCAGCCAUGGCCAGAUCAGCAAACAGCAGAGCCAGCGACGGGGACUCGCGCGUGUCAGCCCCUCCGGACCGGGCCGAGGUUCGGGACCUGGCGGACCCCAGGGAGCUGUCUCUGGAAGAAGUGCUGAAAUCCUACGAGCAGCCCAUUAACGAAGAGCAGGCGUGGGCGGUGUGCUAUCAGUGCUGCAGCGGACUGAGUGAGCCGCUCCCGGCCGCGGAGACAGGAGGACUCUCUCGGGUUAAAGAUCCGUCCUCUAUCCUCCUGCACAGAGACGGGACGGUCUCCUUGCAGCCAGAGCAUACCAGCAGCAACGAUGAGGAGAAGAGACCUCACCCCCUGCCUGUCCCAGAACACCAGUUGGUACAGUCCCUGGGAGUGGCCAUUUACCGGGCACUGGACUGGGGUCUGGAUGAGAGUGAGGAGCGGGAACUGAGCCCGCAGCUGGAGCGGCUCAUCGAGCGAAUGGCGGGGGGUGAGAACGGUAGCAGUAGCGGCACGGCAGACGAGGGCUACAGUGGCCAGGAGGAGGAAGAGGAGGAGGAGGACGAAGAGGGGACGCUGCGCGCGGUGUGCUCCUUCCGCCAGGCGAUGGCGCUGUGCGCCGCCCGUCUGGCCAACCCGGCGCUGGCCUCAGAGCACUACCAGGCCGUGUGCCGCGCCCUCUUUGUGGAGACGCUGGAGCUGCAGACCUUCCUCACCAGGAUUCGAGAUGCCAAAGAGAUGCUUAAGAAGAUCCGGACUGAGGAGCCGCUGGAAGACAGGUGCACCGCUGAGCUGGACGCCCUGAAACACACAGACUGGGCGCGUCUCUGGGUGCAGCUGAUGAGGGAGCUCAGGCAGGGCGUGAAGCUGAAGAAGGUGCAGGAGCAGCAGUUUGACCCGCUGCCCACGGAGUUCCGCCUCACGCCCUUCGAGAUGCUCAUGCAGGACAUCCGCGCUCGCAAGUACCAGCUGCGGAAAGUCAUGGUGGAUGGUGAUAUCCCCACACGGGUAAAGAGAGAUGCCCAUGAGCUCAUUCUGGACUUCAUCAGGUCACGGCCCCCGCUCAAACCUGUGUCAGAGAGGAGUCUGCGGCCCCCCCUGCAGGAGCAGCAGUCCCUGCACGAGCGCAUCCUCGCUGAGAUCAAGCAGGAACGCAAGCUCAGACCCGUGGAACCGCCCAGCUCCAAGAGAACAUUCGGCUCUCUGCCUUGUCUGGUCCACACCUGCCCAUGUGACGUGAAGUCCACUUCCUGUAUAAACCUGUCAGUCAUGGAUGCUGGUGCCCGCCCCCCUCCCCGUCCACGGGUGUUACUCAAGGCCCCCACCCUGGCGGAGAUGGAGGAGAUGAAUAUUUCUGAGGAGGAGGAGUCUCCAGAUGGCGGGGACCUUCGGCGGGCGGAGAGCUCUCCUACGCCGCUGAAACGGGACCGCUCCUUCUCCGAGCACGACCUGGCCGAGCUGAGGGGGGAGCUGCUUCCUUCCCUUUCCGAAACCGCCCAGCUGGGCGGUGCCGUGGUGAGGAGGGGGGAACGUCCGCGGGCACGCACCCUGGGGGGCGGAGGGCCCCCACCUCUGCACAGAGCUUCUCUCCCAGUGCAAGGCUGGUUUCCCCCCUCACCAGGGCCUCUCUGCGCCUCGCGGGGCUCCCUAAGCUCUGUGGAUGAGAGGAGUGAGAGGAGUGAGGGGAAAGAGGGCGGGGCACCCACCCAGGAGGGUGAAAAACACCAGUGGAUGGAAGAGUUUAGCCACCCAGUGGAAAGUCUGGCGCUGACGGUGGAUGAGGUCAUCAACGUGCGCCGAGUGCUGGUGAAGGCAGAGAUGGAGAAAUUCCUGCAGAGUAAAGAGCUGUAUAACAGCCUACGGAAGGGCAAGGUAUGCUGUUGCUGUAAAGUUAAGUUCCCCCUCUUCUCCUGGCCGUCCACCUGCCUGCUGUGUAAAAGGUCUGUCUGUGGAUCCUGCAGUGCCAAGAUGAAGAUUCCUUCCAAGAAGAUGGCACACAUCCCAGUCUACACCGUGGGGUUUGAGAGCAGCGCCGGCAGCCACGCCCGCAGGAGUGAUCUCUUCAAGUCAGUCCGCAGCAUUUCUCAGCGCUCUGUGGAGGAGGAGUUUCCUCACCUGUACGCCCACGGUUGCAGUCUGAGGGACGUCUGCGCCGACUGCACCAAGUUUGUAGCUGAUGUCAUUUCCUCCAGCCGCCGCAGCCUGGAUAUCCUCAACAACACACCCAAGAGGGAGAGAGCUCCGCCCGCACAGCACCCGCAGCCACGCCCAUCGCCCCGCCCUCACGCACUGAGCAGGAAGAACAUGUAAAGAGAUGACUGACCGACAAUAACCCCCCCCCCACCUCCCCACCCACGCUGCCCCAUGGAAUGUCCCUCCACGUGUCGAACAGGGGGCUGAAGACACACCUGCCUUAUCACACAACCCCUUUACCUUAGCAGGAGGAGCUCGGACAGGGGAAGAGGGAGGAGCAGAGUGACUCAGAGUAGGAGGAGCUGAAAGAUAUGAAGAGGGAGGGACUAAAGAGGACAAAUAAGGAAGAGCGAAAUAAGACACAGAGGGAGAAGCCAAUCAAGACACGGAUGGAUGAGCUAGGUGCCUGACUGGGAGGACCUGAGAGUGGGACAAAGGGAGGAAAAGGUAUAAUUUCCCCAGUUGCCAAGUUUUCUCUUCUUUUCCGGCUGCCAUUUUUUAUGCUUUGAAUAUAUUUUUUUUCUAAAGCUGUAAAUGCCUUCUCUGCGGAAACUUCCCUUCUCCCAGCCAACCUUCACACUUCAAGUACACCACAGCCUAGAGACCUAGAGGAGGCAAACAGGAAGUAGGUGCAGGGGCUUUUUGAGUGGGAGCAAGGGGGCCAGAUGUUUUCACUGUGCAGAAACCAAGGACACCCCCUUAUCCUACUGCCACUCCCCUGACCACCCCCAGAUUCCUCAGCCUCUCGCUGCAGGCAGAGACCAGCUGCAGGCCCAGCACCGGCAGUGCAGAGACAGUAGCAGGAAGCGUACGAGUGGAAACGGAUAAAGCAAAGCAUGGAUUUCAUUCCCUGCCGACUGACACUGCUGGCUGAUACAGGCUGACUUAAAAUGUGUGCUGAUUGGAUUUUCCGUGAUGUUUUGUGCCUGGUUGUAACGUAAUGAAAGGACCGUUUGAAUGCUGUGAUGCCCAUGGGCAGGCACCUAUCUGGCCUGGUCAGUAUGUGGUGCUUGUUUGAGUCAGUCACUUGUCUGACCUGGGGGCAGUCUCAGCUGUCACAGACAUGUCUUCAGACUCUCUGCCUCAAGGUCUCCUGUGACCCUCCAUCUCUCCCUGGAGCUCCUCCUUCCCUGGACCCCCACCACACCCCCUCUCCCUUUCCCU
Messenger RNA from Megalops cyprinoides (Indo-Pacific tarpon), 3785 nucleotides. It is a transcript of the gene spire2, whose product is annotated as spire-type actin nucleation factor 2. Gene Ontology annotation, cellular component: cytoplasmic vesicle membrane; cell cortex. Gene Ontology annotation, molecular function: actin binding. Lineage: Eukaryota; Metazoa; Chordata; Actinopteri; Elopiformes; Megalopidae. The coding region runs from base 453 to 2738 and encodes 761 amino acids. Gene Ontology annotation, biological process: intracellular transport; actin nucleation; polar body extrusion after meiotic divisions. The record is from RefSeq and is a predicted model, not a curated record. The transcript is spliced from 15 exons.